CGAGGUGCCGCCUUCCUCGCUCCAGAAGCGCCGCGCAGGGAAGGCUGCGCCGGGUCAACACCUCUGGCUGCCAUGCGUUGGCUAGGCCAGCCUUGCGCCCUGGCUCCGUUUUUGCCCAGGGGAGCUUUCCAGACGAUCGGCGGGCGCGUUGCUUUGAACCAAGCAGCUGGCACUGGCGGGGGCAGCCGAACGGGGGCAGUUGGGGCCGGCGGCGCUGCGCCGGGGUUCCUGCCGGGCCAGGCACAGCUCAACUGGGCAGUGGAGAGUCCGCUUCCCGGCCGAGGGCACCAGAGAAGCGGGCCCCGGCUCCUGCGCCGCCUCUUGCGGGGAUCGGGGCUGCUGGUGGGGCACCCCGCUCACUUUGCGCUCCUGGCGGCGGCUGGUGGAAGCGAGCCGCUGCGCCGCCCGUACAGUCAGCUGGAAACGCCGGCGGUGGAUCCCAAACGGCUGCGCCCCGAGGUAGGCCAGCGUGCAGCGAAGAGCGACUAUGCCGGCGGAGAGGAGAGCCGCGGCGGACCCCGCGGCAACCUCGCACCUCCCAAAACUACAGGUACAUCUCCAGAAAAUCGCACAGAUCCCAACCAGGAAAAUGGGAAGAAACCAAAUAAAUCUCAUCAGUUAAAGAAAAUUUUUAAGGAAUACGGAGCUGUUGGAGUAACAUUUCAUAUUGGGAUUUCUUUGGUAUCUCUGGGAAUGUUUUAUCUGGUUGUGUCAAGCGGAGUGGACAUGACCACUAUUCUCUUCAAGCUGGGUUUUGAUGAAGCCCUUGUGCGAUCCAAACUAGCCGCUGGAACAAGCACUUUUGUAUUGGCCUAUGCUAUUCACAAACUGUUUGCUCCUGUCCGGAUCAGCAUCACCGUAGUCUCAGUGCCCUUUCUUGUUCGCUAUUUUCGGAAGAUAGGAAUUUUCAAGCCUCCAGCUCCAAACCCAUGAAAUUAUUCCCUGGAAUUAAAAAAGGAUACUACAUCGUUUCUUCUUAGAAACAUUCGAUAGCUAAUGCACUCUGGCUUUUCUGUUUGCAAUCCUCCCGAUCUUUUUUCAAAAGAAUGGGAAUGUGCUUUGUCUUAAAUCAGUAACUACUUCGAAAAGACUAUGUUGCUCAGCUACAUUGCUUGCUUACUGAGGCGCUGAAAAAUUAUGGAUUGAGUACGCUGAUAAACAUGUCAGAUCACACCACUAGAGCCUGUUAUCUGUAUGGAGCAGGAAGACUUUUUAAACAAUGGGCCUAUUCAGAAUUGUCCCAUGGUGGAGGUUCAAGUUGAGGACUAGAAACACUUCCUAAGAACCAUUUGACAAUGAAACCAAUUUCAGGUUUCCUUUUUCUGGGAUGCUUUCAAGCAUAUUUUGAUUUCUGAACUGAAUAAAGCUGUAAACUGUAGACUAAAUGUCCUUUCAGUUCUGAUUCUAAGCCUUCUACAAACUCAUUUUAAAUCAGUUGAUUGAGUUUAGGAUGCAGAUUAGGCAUUAUACCACUAAAUUUUGUUUCCUUUCACAUAUAGGGAUUUUGUAAAUAAGUUAAAGCAAAUUUAAACGAGACUAGAAACAAAUAUGUAAGUAUGGUACUCAAUCCUAAGGAGUUAUAUUUCUUGUAUUUCAAAAGAUAGCAUUGUGGUAACUAGUUUUUAGAUGACAUGAGCUAAAGGUAGCCCUUGACUUACCACCAUAAUUGAGCCCGCGAUUUUGGUUAUAAGUUGAGAUUGUUCUAAAGCAGGUUAUCACGUAACCCAACUUGAUUUUUCAACCUUUUUUUACAGGCACCAUUGAGCAAAUGCUGCAGAUGUUAAAUGAACCCAUUGUUUUGGGGGGGUUUUCCCCCUGGAAACUGGAAAUGCUAGUUUUCAGAAAAAACAUAGUAAAUCAGUUACGUAACUUCAAAAUGCUGC
Messenger RNA from Pseudonaja textilis, 1883 nucleotides. It is a transcript of the gene MIMS2, whose product is annotated as mitochondrial inner membrane scaffold 2. Gene Ontology annotation, cellular component: mitochondrion. NCBI's taxonomy places the organism in Eukaryota, Metazoa, Chordata, Lepidosauria, Squamata, Elapidae. The record is from RefSeq and is a predicted model, not a curated record.